CUGUGUGUAAAAUCCUCAGCAGAACACAAGACACACUGACCUGCUCGUGAAGCUGCUCUUCUGGGCAGAGAUCUGGACAAACACACUCAAGAUAUACAUACAGUUCCAGCAUGAAGCCCAGGAGGCGGCUGACCUCUGUGGAUCUUCUCCCUACGAUCGCAGAGCUCCAGGAAAGCGAGCUUCAGCAGAGUCUGGAUGAGUACAUGGACUCCAUACGAGAGCUGUCCCAACCGACCUACCCUCUCAGCGGGCCCCUCCAGGGCUCCCGUCUGCCACCCCUACGCAUGGCCAAAUACCCCAGCAUGUCACUGGCAUGCAAGCCCUGGGCUCUCAAUGGACCUGACAACGAAUCACUAACCUUGACAGACUCAAAGGGCCCGGACAGUUCAAAUCAGGAGCCUCUGGACUGGCUGUUCGCACAAGCGCAACACGGCGGGGCGACACUCGCUCAGACCAGACCGGAAGACGUGUGCAAUCAUGAUAUGAGGAGGACUAGUAGUCACAGCCUCAUGAAUGUGCUGCAAUAAUCAUAACGGUUGCAAUGAAUUAUUUUAAUUUUAAUAGGGAUGUGCUCGAAGCUUAAAUCCGGUUUUGGAAAGGCACGGAAAAUUAAUAAUGCAUUCUACGGAGCCCCUAAAGGGACAUGGUCAGGCUUGCUGCGGUAGUCGGUUACAUUACAUUACAUCAGAUUU
Molecule: messenger RNA, 692 nt
Organism: Rhinichthys klamathensis goyatoka
Lineage: Eukaryota; Metazoa; Chordata; Actinopteri; Cypriniformes; Leuciscidae
Product: protein DEPP
Exons: 2
Coding region: 111-527 (138 amino acids)
Biological process (GO): regulation of autophagy
Cellular component (GO): mitochondrion
Source: RefSeq, a predicted model, not a curated record